AUGGGCUUGCAGUGGAAUAUUGCUGCUGGUGUAUUAUAUACCGAAAUCUUUGUACUACUAAUAUUAUGUCUUCCAUUUAUCUCCUAUAGCCGUUGGCACAAGAUUUUACGAUCGAGAAUAAUUACUUAUAUCAGAAGUUAUGGCAACCAGCUCUUCGUCAUAUGUGUUGCGUUUCUAAUCAUCUUGUUAUUAGACUCUAUCAGAGAAAUGAUGAAGGAUCCUAAAAUAAGAGGUCAAGGCUCGGACAAAAUUCACGACAAUUUGAUGCUACAGAUUAAACUACAUCGAGCUCAACGGAAUUAUUACAUCACUGGAUUUGCUUUACUUUGCCUCUUAUUCUUACGGCGUAUAACCAGCCUAAUGUCUUCCGCUGCGGUUGUUGAAGCAUCAAAGGAGGCGGCUAUCAAGCAAGCGGAAAGUGCUUCUAAACAAUGUAGGAUGUUGCUAGAUGAAAACAAGGAAUUAACGGUAAUUUACUCAACUGGAUGUAUAUUUUCCUGCUAA
This is a messenger RNA of Trichoplax adhaerens, 504 nucleotides long. RefSeq lists its product as uncharacterized. Gene Ontology annotation, biological process: endoplasmic reticulum to Golgi vesicle-mediated transport; intracellular protein transport. The transcript is spliced from 4 exons. NCBI's taxonomy places the organism in Eukaryota, Metazoa, Placozoa, Uniplacotomia, Trichoplacea, Trichoplacidae. The record is from RefSeq and is a predicted model, not a curated record. Gene Ontology annotation, cellular component: endoplasmic reticulum; endoplasmic reticulum membrane. Bases 1 to 504 code for a protein of 167 amino acids.